AUGGCCGACCUCUCGGACAUCGGGCUCUACGGCUUGGCCGUCAUGGGGCAGAACUUUGCGCUCAACAUGGCGUCCCACGGGUUCAAAGUCUCGGUGUGCAACCGCUCGCCCGACAAAGUGGACGCGACCGUGCAGCGCGCGCACGACGAGGGCGAGCUCCCGCUCGUGGGCUUCAAGGACCUCGAGGCCUUUGUCGCGUCGCUCGCACGGCCCCGCAAGAUCAUCAUCCUCGUCGUCGCGGGGAAGCCCGUGGACUUGACGAUCGCAGCGCUCGCGACGUUCAUGGAGCCCGGCGACAUCCUCAUUGACGGCGGCAACGAGUGGUUCCCGAACAGCGUCCGUCGCGCCAGCGAGCUGGAGCCCAAGGGCAUCCACUUCAUUGGCAUGGGCGUGUCUGGCGGCGAGGAAGGCGCUCGGAACGGGCCGUCGCUCAUGCCCGGCGGCCCGCGAGAAGCGUUCGACGCCAUUGAGCCGAUCCUGACCAAGUGCGCGGCCCAGGUGGACGACGGCGCGUGCACGACGUACCUGGGGCCCAUUGGCGCUGGCAAUUACGUCAAGAUGGUGCACAACGGCAUCGAGUACGGCGACAUGCAGCUCAUUGCCGAAGCCUACGACAUCCUCAAGCUCGCGGGCGGCCUCACGAACGACGAGCUCGCAAGCGUCUUUGACGACUGGAACAAGGGCGAGCUCGAGUCGUUCCUCAUUGAGAUCACGGCGCAGAUCUUUGCCAAGAAGGACGACCUCGAGGACGACGGCUACGUGCUGGACAAGAUCUUGGACAAGACGGGCAUGAAGGGAACGGGGCGCUGGACCGUGCAAGAAGCUGCCGAGCGGUCGAUCGCGGCCCCGACGAUCACGGCGUCGCUCGAUGCGCGCUACCUCAGCGCGCGCAAAGAAGAGCGUGUGUUUGCCUCCAAGAUCCUCGCCGGACCGAGUGAAAUCCCGGCCGUUGACAAGCAGCAGCUCAUUGACGACGUGCGUCAGGCUCUCUACGCUUCGAAGAUCUGCUCGUACGCUCAAGGCCUCAACUUGAUCCGUGAGGCGGGCGUGCAAAUGGGCUGGAACGUCAACUUGGGCGAGUGUGCCCGCAUCUGGAAAGGCGGCUGUAUCAUCCGAGCCAAGUUCCUUGACCGGAUCAAAGCGGCCUACUCGAAGGAUGCGACGCUCAUCUCGCUGCUGGUGGACCCGGACUUUGCCGCGGAGCUACAGGCUCGUCAAUACUCAUGGCGUCGCGUCGUGUCGCUUGCCGUGGCUAGCGGCAUCCCCACGCCUUCGUUCUCAGCCUCGUUGAACUACUACGACACGUUCCGUCGCGAACGUCUGCCAGCUAACCUGACACAGGCUCAGCGGGACUUUUUCGGGGGCCAUACCUACGAGCGCACGGACCGCGAGGGUCUGUUCCACUGCGCCUGGUCCGCUGCCCACCACAGCAUUGGCAAUGUGCAGGAUCGCAUCCGUGGCAAUCUGUAG
Peronospora matthiolae is the source of this 1470-nucleotide messenger RNA. The record is from the annotation of a GenBank genome assembly. NCBI's taxonomy places the organism in Eukaryota, Oomycota, Peronosporomycetes, Peronosporales, Peronosporaceae.